UCCCCUCCGCCCGCUCCCGGGCCGGGCUCCCCGCGCAGCCCCGGCUUGCCAGGCCAGGCCUCACUUUCACUUUCAGUCCCGGGGCGGCGAGGUCGAGGCCGGUGGCUGCGCGAGGGUGAGCGGCGCGGCCGGGUCCCCAGGUAGAGCGCGGUACUUUGAGCAGGAAGAUGGUGUCUCUAGCGCUCAAGUGGCCUCUCACAAGAGAGUCGUUUCUGCUCCCCUCACUAACUCUCUUAGCUGUGUCAACGCUUUCAUGGUGUCAGCACAGCGACACUACAGCUCCGGAAGCUAGGGAUGGAUCUCCAUUUCCUUGGAACAAAGUGCGACUCCCUGAGUACGUCAUCCCAGUUCACUAUGACCUCAUGAUCCACGCAAACCUCAGCACGCUCAACUUCUGGGGCACAACGGAAAUAGAAGUCACAGCCAGCCAGCCCACCAGUGCCAUUAUCCUGCAUAGCCACAACCUGCAAAUUUUUAAAGCCACCCUCAGGAGAGGAGCGGGACAGGGGCCAUCCGAGGAACCGCUGAGGGUCCUGGAAAAUCCCCUCCAUGAACAGGUGGCUCUUCUAGCUCCUCAGCCCCUCCUCGUUGGAUUUCCAUACAUAGUUAGUAUUGACUACACCGGCAAUCUGUCUGAUACCUUCCACGGAUUCUAUAAAAGCACCUACAGGACCAAGCAGGGCGAAGUGAGGGUACUCGCCUCCACACAGUUUGAACCCAUUGCCGCUAGAAUGGCCUUUCCCUGUUUUGAUGAGCCUGCCUUCAAAGCGAGUUUCUCCAUCCGGAUCAGAAGGGAGCCAAGGCACGUGGCCAUCUCCAACAUGCCCCUGGUGAAAUCUGUGACUAUUGCCGAAGGACUCAUAGAAGACCAUUUUGAUGUCACUGUGAAGAUGAGCACCUACCUGGUGGCCUUCAUUAUUUCAGAUUUUGAGUCUGUCAGCAAGAUGACCAAGAGUGGAGUGAAGGUCUCUGUGUAUGCCGUGCCGGAUAAGAUAAACCAAGCAGGUUAUGCUCUAGAUGCUGCGGUGACUCUUCUAGAAUUUUAUGAGGAUUAUUUCAGCAUACCGUAUCCUUUACCCAAGCAAGAUCUUGCUGCUAUUCCUGACUUUCAGUCUGGUGCCAUGGAAAACUGGGGCCUGACAACAUACAGAGAAUCUGCUCUGCUGUUUGAUGUGGAGAAGUCUUCUGCACGCAAUAAGCUUGGCAUCACCAUGAUCGUGUCCCAUGAACUUGCUCACCAGUGGUUUGGGAACCUGGUCACUAUGGAGUGGUGGAAUGACCUUUGGCUAAAUGAGGGCUUUGCCAAGUUUAUGGAGUUGGUGUCUGUCAGUGUGACCCACCCGGAGCUGAAAGUCGAAGAUCAUUUCUUUCACAAGUGUUUUAAUGCCAUGGAGGUUGAUGCUUUAAAUUCCUCACACCCCGUGUCCACACCUGUGGAGGAUCCUGCUCAGAUCCGGGAGAUGUUUGAUGAGGUCUCAUAUGAAAAGGGUGCUUGUAUUCUGAAUAUGCUGAGGGAGUACCUUAGUGCCGACGCAUUUAAAAGUGGAAUUGUGCAGUACCUACAAAAGUACAGCUAUAAAAACACGAGAAAUGAGGACCUGUGGAAUUCGAUGGCAAGUAUUUGCCCAGCAGAUGAGACCCAAACCCCGGAGGGGUUUUGUUCCCGAGGCCAGCAUUCAUCAUCCUCCUCACACUGGCUUCAGGAAACUGUGGACGUGAAGGCCAUGAUGAACACCUGGACACUGCAGAAGGGCUUCCCCCUCAUCACCAUCACAGUGAGAGGGAGGAACGUGCACAUGAAGCAGGAGCACUAUAUGAAGGGGUCUGACAGCGCCCCAGAGACUGGGUACCUAUGGCAUGUUCCACUGACAUUCAUUACCAGCAAAUCAGACUCGGUCCAGAGAUUUUUGCUAAAAACAAAGACAGAUGUGCUCAUCCUCCCAGAAGCAGUGGAGUGGAUCAAAUUUAACGUGGGCAUGAACGGCUAUUACAUCGUGCACUACGAGCAUGAUGGAUGGGAUGCUUUGACUGGCCUCUUAAAAACGACGCACACAGCGAUCAGCAGUAACGAUCGGGCUAGUCUCAUUAACAAUGCCUUUCAGCUUGUCAGCAUCGGAAAGCUAUCUAUUGAAAAAGCCUUGGAUCUCACACUGUACUUGAAACACGAAACUGAAACCAUGCCUGUGUUCCAAGGGGUGAAAGAGCUGAUCCCUAUAUACAGGUUAAUGGAGAAGAGAGAUAUGGUUGAAGUGGAAACUCAAUUCAAGGCCUUCCUCAUCAGGCUGCUGAGGAACCUCAUUGAUAAGCAGACCUGGACAGACGAAGGCUCGGUCUCAGAGCGCAUGCUCCGGAGUCAGCUCCUCCUGCUGGCCUGUGUGCGCAAUUAUCAGCCCUGUGUGCAGAGGGCAGAAGGCUACUUUAGGAAGUGGAAGGAAUCCAAUGGCAACAUGAGCCUGCCGGUGGAUGUGACCUCGGCAGUGUUUGCUGUGGGGGCCCAGGACACGGACGGAUGGGAUUUUCUUUUUAAUAAAUAUCAGUCUUCUUUAUCCAGUACUGAGAAAGGAGAAAUUGAAUAUGCCCUCUGCCUCAGCCAAAAUAAGGAAAAGCUUCAGUGGUUACUAGAUCAGAGUUUUAAGGGAGAUAUAAUAAAAACCCAGGAGUUUCCAUAUAUUCUUACAAUCAUUGGCAGAAACCCAGUGGGAUAUUCAUUGGCCUGGCAGUUUCUGAGGGAAAACUGGAAUAAACUUGUACAAAAGUUUGAACUUGGAUCGUCUGCCAUAGCCCUCAUGGUGACGGGUACAACAAGCCAAUUCUCCACCAGAGCACGACUUGCGGAGGUAAAAGGAUUCUUCCACACUUUGGAAGAAAAUGGCUCUCAGCUCCGCUGCGUCCAGCAAACUAUUGAAACCAUAGAGGAAAACAUCCGUUGGAUGGAUAAGAAUUUUGAUAAAAUCAGAGUGUGGCUACAACGUGAAAAGCCUGAGCUGCUGUAAACAGCUGUUUCGUGCUAAGUUCUCAGGAUCCAAAUCGCCCAAAUUAUCUUGAAUGUAUGUAUUUUCAAACUAGAGAUGUUUGGGGGGCUCCAGCUGAAGACACUGCUCUUCCCUUCAACUCUGUCAUUGACCCUUUCUGUGGAAAGCCUCUGUUCUCAUCGAGGGACUGCUGCCCUGCAGCGCACAUACACCAGUGGGCUGUCCACCACGGAAGGGGAAAGCGCUUCAUUCUUCUCACUUGUUGUUGUACCCUUGAAGCCAGCAGUGUUCAGAAACCUCAAGACCUGUAUGUCUGUCAUUCACACGUUUCAUCAAUGCCCUUAGAAAGCCGACUAGCGAAGAGAACAUGGAAUGCCUAGAUGAGUAGCUAAUAAGGGAGGCAGCUACCUGGAGCUCUCCACACUUGCCACCCGCCCACCAUGCGUGCCAUCCACCCUCCCCACGUGUCGUCCGCCCUCCCCACGUGCCGUCGAGCGCCAUCCGCCCACACGUGCCGUCCGCGCCGCAUGUGCUGUCAACCAUCCACAUGUGCUAUCUGCCCUCUCUUCCUUGCUUCAUGUCCAGAUGCUGACUCGUGGAGCCCAAACCAUCAGGUUUCCUCGCCUGCUCGAUAGUGGGCAGUGGAGAGUCCCAGGGGUUUGGCUCUUCUGGAAAAAUAGUGUCUUUAUGCCCACAGGAAACACUUUCCACUUAAAGUCAUACUGGAGCGCUUGGUAGGGGAAUGAUGUCUUCUCUCUUAGCUCUUCCCCUGGCCCAUUUUUAAAAAUUUCUUAAGAACUUACUAUUGGCACUUAUUGCCAGUAUAUAACUGUGGUCACCAAUGGGUGAUAAUAUAUUUUGAAACAAAAUAUUUGCUUCUAAUAGCCCAAGUAAAGACAACGCAGUCUACUAUUUUUGAAUUGAAGUCUUACAUAGGAAUUUCUAAAUGGACACAUGAUUUCAAGACAAAAAAAAUAUGACAUAAAAAAUGUAAAAAUGAGUUGCUCUAAUGCUGUGGGAUAGACUGGCUUCUAUACUGUUCCGUUUUUAUGCCUAGUGCAUGGCUGAUGGUUUGAGAAAUGAAAAUAAAGACAAAUUGCUUGUGA
Octodon degus (degu) is the source of this 4078-nucleotide messenger RNA. RefSeq names its product endoplasmic reticulum aminopeptidase 1 (gene Erap1). The coding region runs from base 168 to 2993 and encodes 941 amino acids. The record is from RefSeq and is a predicted model, not a curated record. Lineage: Eukaryota; Metazoa; Chordata; Mammalia; Rodentia; Octodontidae. Gene Ontology annotation, cellular component: cytoplasm. Gene Ontology annotation, biological process: peptide catabolic process; proteolysis. The transcript has 19 exons. Gene Ontology annotation, molecular function: zinc ion binding; peptide binding; metalloaminopeptidase activity.